AUGCCGGAUCAGACCUCGGAGCCGCUUCGGCAACCGGUCCGUGGCCCCGUUCGUUUAAUCCCAUCCCAGAUUGACAAAGAAUCAGUCACCAGCCAACCGAAGGCGCGAGAUAGUCCGUUGAAACGAGCGGGGCGAGACCUGCGAACAUGUUUUAAGCUGCUCCCGAAGCUUCCAAACAUAUUCAGGCCUCUUCGAGCUCCCCAUCCGACUGAUGAAUUGUACCUUGGGCCACGGAGUAUUCAAAAUGUGAUAUUCCGCCGCCCUAUCACAGGUAUUCAGAACCGCACCUAUGGCCUCAUUGGGGACCUGCUUGAAUGUAUCAUCCAACGCACAUUCUCGUAUAACACCUACGACGCCCGGGUCGCGUACGAUCACCUCAAGGCGGUGCUUGUUGAUCCAAGGAUCCGGAAGGUGGUCCUAAUUUGCCAUUCCCAAGGAGCGAUCGUCGCCUCGCUCGUGUUGGACAUGCUGUUCGCAGAUCUGGCAGCGAACCAGAUGGCAAAGCUUGAAAUCUACACCUUUGGAUCUGCCGCAGAGCACAUCAGCAACCCCUUGAGUAACAGUGGCCAGAGAGGCGUGAUAAAGCAUAUCGAGCACUACGUUAACAAGGACGACCCUGUUCCUCAGUGGGGUUUUCUGCGUAACAUCAACAACGCCGAGGACAAGUAUGCCGGGCGGGUUUUCAUCCGCGAGGAUGGACGAGGGCACAUGUUCAACCAGCACUAUCUGUCUCAGAUGUUCCCUCUCGAAGCGGAAACAACAUCCAAUAAGGCGAAAUUCCUUGACCAGGUCGUCCAGGUUGAUGGAGGAAUAAUGGAGGCUCGCCGCGUGCUUGUCCGUAGGAAGACUGGUCUACCUCCCGGCGACCCUUCGAGCCCAAGUGGAACCGCUGGCAGGGGAGCGAUUGACUUUUUAACGGGGUUGCCAGUCAGGGAGGGCCGGCUAAGAGUCGACUUUGCCUGCCGUGGCUGGCGUGAAAAUAAGAACCCGGACUAUUUUACCUCCGUGGUUUAUCCGAAGCUUUGGCCAAUCAAUCAGCUAAUUCUCCCGGAAAACUGGGCCGCUAUGCUAACGUGCACGACGGGAAUUGAAAUCCAUCCAUCGUUAACACCGCACACGACACUGGUGAUCGAGACGGAGGGAGCAAAACCCGCAACCAGCUUGGCAUUAAACUGGGAGGUAGAAGGUACUGGAAGACGUGGGAGAAGUGUUCACGUCUGCACCACAAAAACGGCCUUUUCAACCGCUCGACGUCCACAGACCGUAUCACCGCGGCAGGUUGAAGACGAGGCGCAUACGUACAUCCCUCUCGUCCCAGUCCUGACGCCAGAGUUCUCUGCGCAGCUCCAGCCUCUCCCAGCGCGACCUGAGCCGUCGUACCACCGCAGCCAGACCCGGUCGUCUUCGUCUCCUGUCUUUCACGGCCGCAUCCACGCAAACCCCCAACGGCCUCACGAGCAGCAGCCGCCGUUGCUACCGCUGUUCAAAUAUACCAGGAAGUCUCCUUCCUCUACUCUCUGGAAUCCUGUCAACUAUCUCCCGCGCUCCAGCGCCCGCUCGCCUCCACCGCUCUCACCUCGCACAGUUCUGACCGGCGACUCCAAGCCGAAACGAGACUCGUACCCGCUGCUCACCCUGCCAGAGCGUCGACGGAUUCGCUCGCAGGACUCCGGCGCGCUGAGCGUAGCUGUUAAACGAAGCAUUGACGAACCUGAAGCCGUUGGCCGUACCAGUAUUGGACUUCCUCGCAGACACAGACGGGGAGAUACUUGGGGAAAUAUUGAAAUGGUCGACCAUUCAGAUGGUGCUACGGGGCAGAGGAACGAUCUUAGGGCGCCAGAACCUGCGUUUGCAAUCAGAAAUGGCAACCCUUUUUCCAUGAACGGAAGUACAGCUGCUCAACAACACCCUGACGAUCCUCCAGAAACCCCUCGACAUGUCAACUCCCAACACUCCUUCAGACCGCAGACCUUUGUCUCCGUGCCGUCUAUAAACCCCAACAACCCUUCUGCCAACCCCCAAAUACCCGGUGGACCGCCAAACGGUGACGCUACAGAAGAACUCAGCUGGGGUCCCUCGCAUCCAUGCUUCCCACACAUGAACACUCACGUGUCCCUAAACUCGGAAGAGUACGUUCACACACGAGUGAUCCGAAUACGACGAGACUGGAUGGUCAAAGGCGAUCUAGCACCCACCUUCUCUAACCUAUACCCCGAAAUUCUCGACCCUCUUCUUGGCGAACAGGAAUUCCGCACCAUCAUCACCAAGGUAAACGACGAGCUUAUCACUGCAUUCGACCCGUAUGGUGCACGCAACUGGUUUGAUGGGGUGAUCGGGUUUCUCACAGGCUGGCUCUGGGACGAUCUAGGAGCUAGUCGGGUCAAGUCGCGAAUCAAGGGACUCGAGGCCUGGAUAGAUAACUGGAAUCAUGAGGUCGGUGCUCUGGAGGGCGUCAAGAUAUGGGGGCCUCGACGAACAGGCUUUCUAUCUCUCGAUAUACAGAUUCCCGAUCCGAAGAUUGGCAUUGUGGAGAGCGAUGGCGCCUCUGAUCUGGGGACGAGACCCAGUACGGCGAAUACACGGCGACAGCAAUAG
This is a messenger RNA of Arthroderma uncinatum, 2595 nucleotides long. RefSeq lists its product as uncharacterized. The record is from RefSeq and is a predicted model, not a curated record. The transcript is spliced from 5 exons. The coding region runs from base 1 to 2595 and encodes 864 amino acids. NCBI's taxonomy places the organism in Eukaryota, Fungi, Ascomycota, Eurotiomycetes, Onygenales, Arthrodermataceae.